AUGUGUGUGCACCACCAUAUCUUGUACACAUGCCACCACACCCGCGAUCUCGAAAUGUUCUACUGCGGUCGGGUGGAUGGUCCAUACGCAUAUGCGCACGCUAAUCCCGUCCGAUCUAACCUCUCGGCCCCGACCUCUACCGCCACCUCCAUCUUCCCACCCAAGGAUCCCCCUCUCCGUCAAAUCGAAAGCUUCGAUGGCUACUUCCCAAUGGAAAACCUAGUUAACCACUUCUGCAACACUGCGGUCGAGAUUAUCACCCAGCACGCACCGUACAAGUGCAAGCCCUGCCGCAACUACGACCGCGACCGGUGGCGCCGGCAGAAGUCCCCUAUUCCUCUCCCCGACCAAUCGCUGAGCACCGGAAGCUUUGGCUCAGAGGGAUCCGAUGGUGAUAUUGAUUCCGAUCAGGAGGUGGACGAGUUCGGAGCCAGGCGCAUCCGGACUCGGGAUGUGUAUCAGGCCGACGAGCAUGGCAGGGAUGAGCACAGCGAGGGCAGCGGCGGCGUGAGUAUUGCUGGGCUUGGUGGUGCUGCUCAGAGGGUGGAACUCGGGCCCCACGAGGGAUGGACCAACAGUAAUGAUAUCAAUACCAUGAUGGCGGGUCUCCAGAGAGACAUAGCGAGGUUUACUGUCCGCCGGGCUUGGGACCCAAACCGCUUGCAGGAAAUCAAAGAGCGCUGGGGUGGGUUUGGAGGGCUGAAGAUGACGAGUUCGCCUGUGUGGGGUGAUAUGAGGGAGCGGGAGCAAACGAGUUCGAACAGUGGUUCGAGGGGAUCGAGUUACAGGGGCGCGGAUAUGACGAUGGGCGGUGGUAGGGAAAUGGACGGCAGUACGGAGAGUGGUCCCGGCUUAGGACUCGAUUUCGACGGCCAACCAGAGAGUACGGGUGAGGUUGGCGAGUGUGCGAGUCUUGAAGAGAGUAGCGUCAGUGAGGCUGGUAAUGUAGGACUGGGAUUUGGGUUUGAAGGCUUCGGCAUGGAUGUCGGUGGAUCGACUGUGACGGAAUCAGACACCCUCGAAUCUUAUGGAUCUGGACGACAGAGAAGUGAUAGUGCUUCGAGCGAUGACACUGUGGUCGAAAAUAACGAAGGCAGCACUCUUGAUGAUCGAAGUGGAAGUGUUACGGAGCAGUUUUUAAAGGACACGGAGAUCUCCAAAGAGGGACCGAAGAUUGAGGUUACUUCUACACAUGUCAGUGUGGAUGAAGACGAGACGAGCGACGACUUGGAGGAAAGCGUUACAGCCGAAAUCAUAAUGAUUCCUGAAUAA
Drepanopeziza brunnea f. sp. 'multigermtubi' MB_m1 is the source of this 1272-nucleotide messenger RNA. RefSeq lists its product as uncharacterized. The record is from RefSeq and is a predicted model, not a curated record. NCBI's taxonomy places the organism in Eukaryota, Fungi, Ascomycota, Leotiomycetes, Helotiales, Drepanopezizaceae.